Molecule: messenger RNA, 1795 nt
Organism: Salmo salar (Atlantic salmon)
Lineage: Eukaryota; Metazoa; Chordata; Actinopteri; Salmoniformes; Salmonidae
Source: RefSeq, a predicted model, not a curated record
CAAUAAAACAUGAAGAAGUUAUAGUGCGCACGGAUGACGAAUAACACGCGAUUUGGUUCGCUUGUUUGAAUAAAAUAAAUUAACCGGUAACUUAAUUUUUUUUGCUGCAUGUGUUUGAACCAUUGGUUUGAAGAAACGUACCAGUUUCAGCAGAUAACAUGUCGGCUUUUAUUGCCCACCCUUCUGUAAGGAUCAGGGGUACAGAGCACACCUACAACCCAGUGCUAUGUCAGGAUGACAACUGCUCAGGCAAGGACAAGGGCACACAUACGCACUGCCCUUUCUGCACUGUGGCUGAGGCCUAUCAGGACCCUGUCAUCUUACUGGCUCACUACCGUAUCAAACAUGUUGACAAGGGCAUUGACUUUGCUGGCCUAAUAGUGCUUCGAUGCUGCAACCAUUGUGAGAUUGUGGGCACCAUCAAAGGAGAGAAGAGGUUCAAGGGAGCCCACUGGCACUGCUACCGCUGCCGAAACGGCUUCAACCGCAGAGAUGAGGCUAUUAAACACUAUAAGACCCACUUCCGGAACCCUCACACUACCUUCCAGAUACAGGUCACACAGGAGGUGAAUAGCCGUCAGUAUUAUGACCAGAAUCCGGAGGCCCACCCUAAAGCCUAUGGAGGGCUGGACGUGUGUUCUGGGGCAGCGGGGGGCACAGUGGGGACCAUCGUGGCCCAGCCAGUCCUCAACACUGAGGCCCUUCUCACUGUCGAACGCAAGGACAGUAGCAUGAACAACAGGAUCUUAGUGGUGGGCGAAGGGGAGGUGGGGCCUUCCCAGCAUACCCUGGACCGGACCCAGACACUUGUUCUCAUGGACCCUGAUGGACAAGGGGGCAACCUUAUCUACGAGGAGGCGGCCAGCAUUAUCGCCGAACAGGGCAGGGAGGGCCUGGAGCAGGCCCUGCAGAUGGAGCAGCAUCUGCUGGAGCUCCACCAGCAGAACGAGACCCUGCAGCAGGAGAAGGACGCCAUGGAGAAGAGGCUGAGGGCCGAGAUCCAGAGACUUAAAGAACAGCUGGCCAGUGUGGUGCAGGCCAACGUCAAGAUGUUUGAGGAGCUGAAGCUGUACCGCUCUGCAGAAAACAGCCAGCAGAGAAUCGAUCAGCUGGUGAAGAGUUUGGAGAAGCAACACCGCACUCUCAUCCACACCCAGCUAGCCUCCCUGAGGACAGAGCUACUGCGCCAGGCAGGAACCGCAGCAUCCAUCAACGGCCACUCGGAGCUCACCGUCAGCCUCAUCGGUGAGGAGGCCACUUGCCCUGGGGAGAUGACUCUCCUGAAGGAGGAACCAAGUGAAACAAGAGUAGAGGGGGAGGGAGGAGCAUUGACCAUGGUGGUUGUUCAGAUGGGCCCUGACCCAGGGGACUUGGUAUCAAUAUCGGGUGAUGUAUGUUUGGUGGCUGGGCAGGAGGCGGAAUCAUCGGUUCCUGAGCUGUACAGUGUUGACUCUGGGGCAGAGGGCUUCCAGAAUUCUACUGAAGGCCUUGAAGACAAAGAGGGGGAGGAGCCAUCUUUGUCAAGGAAACGCAGACCCAAAGAGGAACCAGGGGGAGAGAGCGAAGCCAAACUGCAGUGCAUCUGUUGAAACCGUGCUCUUUGUUCAAAUCAAAUAGUUUUUGUCACAUGCGGCGAGUACAACCUUACAGUGAAAUGUUUACUUAGAAGCCCUUAACCAACAAUGCAGUUUACAGAAAAAUACCUAAAAUAUAUUAAUAAAAGUAACAAAUAAUUAAAGAGUAGCAGUAAAAUAACAAUAGCGAGGCUAUAUACAGUGGGUACCGGUACAGAGUC